Messenger RNA from Syngnathus typhle (broad-nosed pipefish), 1195 nucleotides. It is a transcript of the gene pde6gb, whose product is annotated as phosphodiesterase 6G, cGMP-specific, rod, gamma, paralog b. Gene Ontology annotation, cellular component: photoreceptor outer segment membrane. The record is from RefSeq and is a predicted model, not a curated record. Bases 444 to 707 code for a protein of 87 amino acids. The transcript is spliced from 4 exons. NCBI's taxonomy places the organism in Eukaryota, Metazoa, Chordata, Actinopteri, Syngnathiformes, Syngnathidae. Gene Ontology annotation, molecular function: cGMP binding; 3',5'-cyclic-nucleotide phosphodiesterase activity. Gene Ontology annotation, biological process: positive regulation of G protein-coupled receptor signaling pathway; positive regulation of epidermal growth factor receptor signaling pathway; visual perception.
AGUUGGCCUCCUCCUGUGUCUCUCCGCCUUUCUGUCCGUCUGUCUUGGCAAUUGCCAUCCCAUCUUGCUGCCUGUCUACCAGACGAUUAGGGUCAGGUCCCGCUACGUCCGAGUGGAUUUGUCAUUUUUGUCAGGGUGCGUAUUCUUUUCAGAUUGCAAGCGCCUCGUCCAAAGCGUGUUGGUUGAGCUCCACCCAUUUGCUGUUCUCGUAUCUGUCUGUCCAUCUGGCAUAGCUGUCUAGUCUAUGCUUGCCGGUCUGUCCGUCGGUCGGUCGGUCGGUCUGGCCAGCCCCGCUUGCCUAUCGAGGCGUGUCCCCGCUAAUCCCGCCCGCCCGCUCGCCCAUAUAAAAGGCAGCCGUCGUCGUGUCGGGCUCAUCUGCCGUCCUGUCCUCUGGCCCCCGGUCACGCGAGCAAACAAGCACAAAAGCGUCCGCGGCGGCGGAGAUGAAUCUGGAGACGCCCAAACCUGACGUCAAGUCGGCCACGCGGGUGAGCGGCGGCCCGGCCACCCCGCGCAAGGGUCCCCCCAAGUUCAAGCAGAGGCAGACGCGGCAGUUCAAGAGCAAGCCGCCCAAGAAGGGCGUUCAGGGCUUCGGCGACGAUAUCCCCGGGAUGGAGGGUUUGGGAACCGACAUCACGGUGAUCUGCCCGUGGGAGGCCUUCAAUCAUCUGGAGCUGCACGAGCUGGCCCAGUACGGAAUCAUCUGAGCUCAGCUGGAACUCGCCAACGCUGAGCUACAACAAACACAAGCCUCCCAAAAUACACACACACACACAGGAAAAAAAAAAAAAAAAAUCUAUUUUUUAUCGUUACCGGCAGCCGCUCGUGUUUAGAUGGCAUUUUGUGUCAGGCGCCCUGGCGUUGAGGCUCAAACGUCCUCCGUCCAGCUGUCGUCCGUCUGUCUUGGCUCACGGUCGACUCGCUCGACGUGUUGGCUUCUAUCUUUUUUUCACGCUUAAUUGACUUUGAAGUGACUUCAUUGCGCUUUCCUCAUCGUUGACGCGUUUGCAGUCGUUUCCUUGUAUGUGCUUUCACUUUGCUUGCUUUUCCUCGGCAGCAUUGCAAACAGGCACGUGCACUCAUAGGAGGCACUGCCUCACCUUGCCACCAGGGGCGGUAAAGGGCUCAACAUGGUUUCCUCAGCUGUCACCAUAAGUUGUUAAAAAAUGAAUCCUAUAAUAAAACAUCAUAUCUG